GGAGAGAGAGGUAGCAGUCAGUGCAAUGGGAUAGAGGAGAGCGAGGAGGAGGAGGAGGAGAGUGAAUGAGAGCUGCUGGAUCUGCCUUGCCUGCGUGCCUGCCUGUCGUCUGCUGAAGCUGGGUUUACUGCCGCUCCACGCUGCACUGGCACAGAGCAGAGUCACGGCCCAUUUGCACCACCGUCUGCACUCUCAGCACCAACACGGAGCCACACAGCAUCGGUUCUUACCCCAGCGAUACCCACCAGCAAGGAAAUCCAGGGGCAGAGCUCACCAGGCUUUCUCCAUCACCAAGGGGGGGACGCAGCAGCUACAAAAGGAGCCUGACGCUACAAUUUAGGCACCAGCUGCUACUUUAACCAAAUCCCCCUCCACCUUAUCCCAUCCUUACCAACACCACCACCACUCCUCUCUUGCUCCUCCCUAUGCCCUUGUCAGCGGCGGCUCCUCUCACCUCCCUGGCCAGUAUAUGGAUAGAAGCUCCCUGUUUCAGCUCAUACAAGAGCAGCUGGACCCAGACAACACCGGUUUCAUCGCAGUGGAGAACUUCACCAGCUUGGUGGAGCACCAUGAGCUGCAGCUGGACCCGUCCAAACUGGACAUGCUGUUAGCCCUGGUCCAGAGCAAUGAAGAGGGACAGGUGUGCUACCAGGAGCUCAUCGAGCUGAUGAGCAGUAAGCGCUCCAGCAGUUUUCGACGGGCCAUUGCGAAUGGCCGCCGCACGCUGCAAAGGGAGAUCCUGCUGGACGAGACGGGGCUCGGUCUGUACAAGCGUUUUGUGCGCUAUGUGGCCUACGAGAUCCUGCCCUGCGAGACGGACCGGCGCUGGUACUUCCACCAGAACCGCCUGUGUCCCCCGCCUGUCUUCAUCGCCAUUGUCACCAUCGUACAGAUUAUCGUGUUCAUGUGCUAUGGCAUCAUGCUAAACAAGUGGGUACUGCAGACCUAUCAACCCGACUUCAUGAAGAGCCCCCUGGUCUAUCAUCCCGGCCACCGUGCACAAGUGUGGCGCUUCUUCAGCUACAUGUUCAUGCACGUUGGUUUGGAGCAGCUGGGGUUCAACGCUUUACUGCAGCUGAUGAUUGGCGUUCCUUUGGAGAUGGUCCAUGGCAUCUUACGAAUAAGUCUGCUUUACAUGGCAGGAGUGCUGGCCGGCUCACUGACAGUGUCCAUCACCGACAUGCGUGCUCCAGUGGUGGGGGGCUCCGGAGGGGUCUAUGCUCUGUGCUCAGCGCAUCUGGCCAACGUCGUCAUGAACUGGGCCGGGAUGCGUUGUCCGUACAAGCUGCUCCGCAUGAUCCUGGCGCUAGUUUGCAUGAGUUCAGAGGUGGGUCGUGCAGUCUGGCUCCGCUUCUCACCGCCGCUGCCCUCCUCGGGGCCCCAGCCCAGCUUCAUGGCACACCUAUCGGGGGCCGUGGUCGGUAUCAGCAUGGGGCUGCUGAUUCUGCGCAGCUAUGAGGAGAGUCUGCAGAAACAGUGCUCUUGGUGGGUCAUCGUCUUCUCCUUCAUCACCUUUCUUCUCUUCGCCAUCUUCUGGAACAUCUUUGCAUAUGAGCUCCUGGGAGUGCAGAUACCGCCACCUCCCUGAUGAAGCCCCCCCCCCCCCCCCACCCCACCCCACCCCACCCCACAGGUCGUCCUCCACAUACACACUGACUCCAACCCUGCUCCAAACAAAGGCUCCCCUUUGACCAUAGUUAACAUUUCCUCUAAAGUUAAACCCAAAUGAAAUGAUAUAUCAUUCGAAACUAAAAAUCAACCAAGAAUCCUUUUUUACAGAUACUUUGCAAAUCAAAGAAAUAUGUCUCUUUUAUUAAAGAGGGAUUACAGUAGCAACACGUACAGGUGAACGUUCCUCAGAUCCAUUUUGAGGAGCAUUAUAUCUUUUUAUACAUACGUUGAAAUUUCAUCCACAUUACGAGCACUAACCUUUCAGUGAGCAUUUAGCCAUUGUGCUCUUUAUUUCAGAGCCUUUUUGAACAGCUGUUUCAUCAGUCGUUUCUUUGAGUGCAUCUUGCAUACACGUAAAGAAGAAUCCGAGUUGAUGACGCGUGUCUGUGGUGAAAGGGAAAGACAAUUAAAGGGAGGAAAACAUUAAGAUUAAGAGAAGAAUUUCGGGAAGAGAGUUUAUUUCUGGGGGCAGCAAUAAAAAAAAAUACAGAAGCACCAAUGAAAUAUGAUUGCUGAUAUGAUUUUUUGAUUUCCCAGCCCUGCUGUAACUCACAGAGAUCACUGGCUUUUUGCAAAAUUGCUGGCUCACUGAUUGAAAAACAAAAAACAACCGAUAGAACAAAUUGAGCUGCUAAGAAGGACCUUCAGCCCGAUUAUAAGACAUCAGUCAAAAUUCUUUGCCCCCGAGUGCAAAUGGCUUUACCACAGGAAGGAG
This is a messenger RNA of Sander lucioperca (pikeperch), 2386 nucleotides long. It is a transcript of the gene rhbdl1, whose product is annotated as rhomboid, veinlet-like 1 (Drosophila). NCBI's taxonomy places the organism in Eukaryota, Metazoa, Chordata, Actinopteri, Perciformes, Percidae. The coding region runs from base 470 to 1588 and encodes 372 amino acids. The record is from RefSeq and is a predicted model, not a curated record. The transcript has 8 exons. Gene Ontology annotation, molecular function: serine-type endopeptidase activity. Gene Ontology annotation, cellular component: membrane.